UAACUCUGCCGAAUAAUUAGUUGCAUUCAAGUUGUAUAAUUGUACAAUUUUAUUGAGCGUAAGACUUUUUUUUAAAAUCGUCCUAUAAACACUGUAUUCUGCUACUCGGUUGAAUUGUAAACAAUAGUAUUGUUGUAUUAGUAUUGGUAUUACAUUAUCAUUACAAUGCUUUCUGCAAAGUUGUUCAGACGCUUUAUUAACAAGCCACGAUUUUAGCUCGAAGUUAUUCAAACAAGAAUGGCCAACUCACUUUAUGCACCCAAGAGAAUGGGAUUCGUAGAAUUGUAUUAAACAACCCAGCAAAACGAAACGCCAUGUCCUUGAAACUGAUGGAAAGUUUGAGGGAAAAUAUCUUACGUGAUGUGAAGGAGUUGGAUCUGAGGGUGAUCGUGUUGUCGGCCAACGGACCCGCGUUUUGUGCUGGACACGACUUGAAAGAGUUGGUUUCUAUAAAGAAGCGAUCCGAGCACGCCAACAUCUUCCAUAUAUGUAGUGAUAUAAUGGAGCUGAUUCAAGAUAUCCCAGUGCCUGUGAUAGCUGAGGUCGGGGCCAUUGCUACAGCUGCUGGUUGCCAACUGGUAGCAACAUGUGAUAUGGCAGUGGCUUCAGAGAAAGCAACGUUCUGUACACCAGGAGUAAACAUUGGGUUGUUUUGUUCGACACCAGCUGUAGCUUUAGCACGAGCUGUUCCAAGAAAGUUAGCUUUGGAUAUGCUGCUAACUGGCGAAAUCAUCAGCGCACAACAAGCUUUAUCCAACGGCCUCGUAAGCCGAGUGGUUCCGCAUGAACAACUACAAGCGGAAGUAACGAGGAUAGCCGAGGGGAUUUGCGAGAAAAGUCGGUCGGUCAUUGCUUUGGGAAAGUCCACGUUUUAUCGACAAAUUGUUAAAGACAGAAACUCAGCUUACCAAGACGCAUCAAACAUAAUGGUCGAAAACAUGUGUUUGCAUGAUGGACCUGAAGGUAUCAAAGCUUUCCUGGAGAGAAGGAACCCAACAUGGGAUCACAACCUGGAUUAAGUGUUUUAUAUUUUAUUUACUGUCAACAACAUAUAUCAAUGCUAUGUUAACCAUGCAUGGCUGGGUAGCAAAUGUAUUUUUGACUUUUUUUAAAAUCUGGAGUGACAUUGUUAAAAUACAGUUACACUCAUAGUUGUCAAAUAUAGGAAACCUCAUUGAUUAAUGUGGUGAAUGCAAUAUACUUUGGCUCUGCUUGUUUGUAUAGACACUGAACAAAAAAGGGUAAAAUCUGUCUUACCUUAAAAACGGACCGUCUGUUUCAAAAUUUUUGGUGUUACUGUCUACCCCAUGCAACCCUAAAGUUAGGUCUAUGCAGAUAAAGUAAGUUUUAUGAUAAUUUUUAAAAGAAUCGAUCAUGUUAUUUAACUGUUUUCUACAAGAGCCAAAAGUUAGCAAACCGCUUGCCUGUUUUGUGGAAACACAGAUUACUAAAGUUAUGGUUCCCAGCCACAAGAUCUAAUUAUUUGCAAGCAGUUUUGUGUAUAUGUAUAAAUUUUACCUAUUUCAUUAAUUACUGUUGAGCUGUUUAAUAUGAAAUGGUAUAAAAUGUCUGCUGUAUUUGUUGAUCCCAUAUUUUGCUGCAUAAAUAACGUAUAGUAUUCUAUGAUGGGUUUUAUUGGGUGUUUUGAACAGGAAUGGCUUUUUCAGUUUUAAUUAUCGGUGAUCAUUGAAAUUAUAAGAAGAAUUUUAAUUCAGACAACUUACGUCUUCCAAGUCAGAUUUAUUUAAACUGUGGCGCAAAGUUAAUAAAUUUUAUUAGCAAUCAAUUAGUGUGCUGUAUAAUUUUUACAAAUUAACAAUAAUUUAUUUUAAGUUUUAACACGUGUAGAUUUGUAAAAUGUGACUUUCCUUAACUUUGGUUUGUCGCAAAUAGAUCUAGUGUGUUGUGAUUCAAACCCGUUUGAAAACAUUUAAUAUAAUUUAUGCAUGACUGAUGUGCUAUACAAGUGUAGAUGUUUUGUCUUAUCAUAUAAAACUAAAACAUCACUUUUUUACGCAAACGAACUCUAGAAUUUUUUUAAUUUUCGUAAAUUAUUUUGCUUUUUUGCUUUUGCUUCAAUAUUUUCGAUCAUGAAAUAUGCACCAUGAUAUAUAAA
Ciona intestinalis (vase tunicate) is the source of this 2116-nucleotide messenger RNA. Lineage: Eukaryota; Metazoa; Chordata; Ascidiacea; Phlebobranchia; Cionidae. The record is from RefSeq and is a predicted model, not a curated record.